Daldinia loculata is the source of this 2087-nucleotide messenger RNA. RefSeq lists its product as uncharacterized. The transcript has 6 exons. The record is from RefSeq and is a predicted model, not a curated record. Gene Ontology annotation, molecular function: RNA binding. The coding region runs from base 162 to 1934 and encodes 590 amino acids. NCBI's taxonomy places the organism in Eukaryota, Fungi, Ascomycota, Sordariomycetes, Xylariales, Hypoxylaceae.
AAAAUCACUGCUGCCUUACCGUCUAACCCAUAUUCUAACCCAUAUUCUCUCAUCACUGAACAACUAAACCGAAGAACUAAGCCUAGUUUCUUCGGCCAUUCAUCUCCCCUCUGCGCGCGACGACCUCGACAAGCGUUGCGCGUGGCUAAAACACCGCAAUCAUGGCGCCUAAGAAGAAGGAACAGCAGCAGAAGAUGAGCCUUGGGGCCUUUCUGCAGGAGGAGAAAUACGGCGGAUCAUGGGCUGAUGAAGUUGAAGACUCAUUCGGCUCUCAGCCUUUGCCCUCCACCGAACGACGAACUGGCUAUUCUAGUUACGGAGGCUCGGGCAAUGAUCGAGGCUACUCUCGCGAUUCCUACGCAACCCAGGGUCCGGCCCAGCUCCCAACUAAACCCCCUUACACCGCUCAUCUAGGAAAUCUAUCUUACGAAGCCACGAACGAGUCUGUCACCGACUUCUUUGAGGACUGCGAAAUCACCAGUGUUCGAAUCAUCGAAGAUCGAAUUGAACAACGCCCAAAAGGCUUUGCUUAUGCAGAGUUUGCGAACGUCGAAGGUCUGAAGAAGGCCUUGACCCUUGAUGGAACUAGCUUCCAAGGCCGUACUAUCAAGAUUAAGAUUGCCGAUCCUCCCAAGGAUCGAGACAAUCGUGGUGCCGGCGGUGAGUCCGCUCGUGAUCUUAGCAGUUGGGAGCGAAAAGGCCCUCUAGCAGACCUUCCAUCUCGUAGUAACGAUCGACGUCCUGCCGAAUUUGGGGAGCGCCGAACACCUGCUUUCCGAGAUGCACCUUCUGAUGACGGCAAGGUUCGCGAUUUCGGCAACUGGGAGCGCAAGGGCCCCCUAUCGCCACUUCCUCAGCCUGAACGUCCUGAGGGAUCGCGAGAUAGCAGCCGUCCCCGAACUAAUGAUGCCAACAGAGGUGAUACCUUCCGAAAGGAUCGUAGGGCAUCACCAGCUACCUGGGGUGAAGGUCGCCAGGAAGGUUCUCGACCUCCCAGAGAAUUCAGAGAUAGACCCGAGCGCUCAGAGCGUCCGGAGCGCACUCCAACGGCAGCGGAGCGCGACAACCAGUGGCGCAGCAAUAUGAAGCCUGACUCUCUGGUGAAGUCUCCUGAACGCUCUCGUGAUGGAUCUGAGGCGCCUUCAUCGCCUGCUGGUGGAUCGGUCGCUGGUUCGGCUGCUACCCCAGCUCCCGCAGGCCGUCCCCGACUCAACCUUCAGAAGCGAACCGUAUCCGAAUCUCCAGAUGUGGUAUCUCCUGGACUGCCAUCUGCGACUGGCGAGUCUAAAGCGAGCCCCUUCGGUGCCGCCCGUCCUAUUGAUACAGCGGCAAAAGAGCGUGAGAUCGCAGAGAAGCGAGAGCAACAGCUGAAGGAAAAGAAAGAGGCGGAUGAUAAGGCAAAGGAAGACCGACGUCUUGCUAAGGAGACUGCCGCAAAGGAAGCUGCAGAGAAAGCCGCUGCCGAAGCGGAGAAAGCGGAGAAAGCGAAGGCUGAACCGGUCGAGGAGAAGGCCGAGGUUGUAACUGAGACGAAGGAGGAACCGAAGAGUGGAAGUGUUGAGGAUGGCGAAGCUGUAGAGCAGAAGGCACCAGUUAAAUCCAGGGACAGCGCCCAGAACGCGAAGUCCAGAGCAACUGAGAGCGGUAACUGGAGAACAUCAUCAUCAGGAGAGCAGCGCCAAGGCCGUGGUGGGUAUGCCAACGCCUCACGAGGCCGUGGCGAUGCUCGAGGACGCGGUGGUGCACCACGAGGACCUCGAGGCAACUACGAGGGCAGAGGUGGUCGAGCGAAUGGUCAUUCUGAACCUCGCUCUCCCCAACAGCCUACUCAACCUUCGUCACCUAGUCCAGAAGCCGAAGCCGCCCCGGCUGCGGACCCCGAUGGCUGGACGACCGUGCCAAAAGCAAAGGGCCGUAAUGCUCGACGUGUUUAAGCGAAGCUAGCACUGUACAAAAAUUCAGAUCUUCCAUGCUCAGGCUCGUGGGAGGGGGGAGGGGAGUUCAUUGGCACACCAUAAUACUAUGGACUUGCAAUACGAAGAAAACUUAUGAUCCUUUUUCUUUCCCGUUACCUACCCCCCUUUAUA